Messenger RNA from Hibiscus syriacus, 1119 nucleotides. RefSeq names its product ribonuclease 3-like protein 2. Gene Ontology annotation, biological process: siRNA processing. Bases 75 to 1043 code for a protein of 322 amino acids. Gene Ontology annotation, molecular function: RNA binding; ribonuclease III activity. Gene Ontology annotation, cellular component: nucleus; cytoplasm. The transcript is spliced from 4 exons. The record is from RefSeq and is a predicted model, not a curated record. Lineage: Eukaryota; Viridiplantae; Streptophyta; Magnoliopsida; Malvales; Malvaceae.
UUUUACUAAAAUAUUGAGAUCGCUUCACGUCUAAGCAAAUUCUCAUUAUUCGACCACAGUACAGUACUUCCACCAUGAAACAUCACUUCGCCCACGGCGUCUCCGACGAAGUCAAAAUGGCCUUUAAUCUCGAAGUGGUGGUUGCCACGGUGGUCCUAGCUUUGCUUUUGCACAUCUUCUGGCGUUGUUGUUUCUCGUUUUACCUUAAUCACGUCAAGAAAUACAUUUCUUCUUGUUCCUCUUCAUCAGCCGCGGCCUCUGGCUUAGAGCCGUCGAAGAUCGCCGCCGUGGAGGAGAUCCUCAACUACACGUUCAAAGACAAGAGACUCCUCGAGGAAGCUCUGACGCACUCUUCAUGCCGCGAAGGCAUUUCGUAUGAUCGGCUCGAGUUCCUCGGCGACGCGGCGCUUGGAUUGACGGUUGCGAUCCAUUUCUUCCGCUUGGAGCCGAGGCUGAACUCCGAUCAGCUCACUCGGCUCCGAAAAAAGAGCGUGUGCAACGCGAGACUGGCGUACCUGGCGGCUAGGCUUGGGCUUUACCGGUACGUUAGGAGAAAAGACACCGCUAUCCUUAACCGCAACGUCAAGAUGUAUGAAGAUGCGGUGAAACAGGGAAAUGAUCAUAGAAAUUUCACGGUUCGGAGUCCGGACAUUUUGGCCGACGUCUUCGAAGCUCUCGCCGGUGCUGUCUACGUGGAUCUCGAUUUCGAUUCCACGAAAUUGUGGACGAUCUUUAAAGAUUUAUUAAUGGUGGAUCAAAUUAAGAUCCCAAAGGACCUCGAAUCUCGUAAGAUUAUUAAUGGAGCACAAGACAAGUUGUAUGGACUGUGUGGCAGGAAGAAAUGGGGAAAACCCAUUUAUACUUGCAGCCUUGUGAAGGAAGGACGUCCUCAACAUGAAACGACGAUGAUUUAUUCCGUCGAAAUAGAAACCGACGACGGUUUGCUCCGGCAAGAAGGUGAUGAAAAAUAUACUCCGAGAGACGCCCGCAACUCUGCUGCUUACCGUUUGCUUCGUUCCCUGCCAAAAUAUCCUAUUAUGUGAUUCAUAUGCUUUCUUACUGGAUCCUAUCAAUUAACAUAUACAUAAUGUUAUCGGACUCAAGUGAGUGUUGAAUAUA